Molecule: messenger RNA, 498 nt
Organism: Chilo suppressalis (striped riceborer)
Lineage: Eukaryota; Metazoa; Arthropoda; Insecta; Lepidoptera; Crambidae
Source: the annotation of a GenBank genome assembly
CGAAUCUAACUUCACGUUCUUUCAGUUUCCUUUCAAAAAAUUGACACAACAAAAUGUCUAAGAGAGGACGUGGUGGUUCCGCGGGAGCGAAGUUCCGUAUCUCCCUGGGUCUCCCAGUAGGAGCCGUCAUCAAUUGCGCCGAUAACACAGGGGCAAAGAACUUGUAUGUGAUCGCCGUGCAAGGUAUCAAAGGGCGCCUCAACAGGCUGCCUGCGGCUGGUUCCGGAGACAUGAUUGUCGCCACAGUAAAGAAGGGCAAACCAGAACUCAGAAAAAAGGUAAUGCCUGCAGUGGUGAUUCGGCAGCGGAAACCGUUCAGAAGGCGGGACGGGGUGUUCAUAUACUUUGAAGACAACGCAGGCGUGAUAGUAAACAACAAAGGAGAAAUGAAGGGUUCAGCUAUCACAGGACCAGUGGCGAAAGAGUGCGCAGAUCUAUGGCCGCGUAUCGCUUCGAAUGCGAGCUCUAUAGCUUGAACUUAAAUAUAUGGUUAAGAAA